CACGGAAGCGGUCGAGCUUUCGGUUCAGCGGCCAUUCGGAUUCGGUGUACCUUCCCCAUUUGGCUGACCCGCGGAACGUCGCGGGCUUUGAACUACGAGCCUCUUCCGUUGGGAAGUUGGGAACCGUGCGUGAGGGAUCGACCGUUGUUCACAGCGUGGCGUUCGUGCCACUAUCGCCAUUGCGUGCUCUAGCGAUCGGUGGUUAGUGCCGGUGAACGCGAGUUUCGGUGAUUCGUGGAGUGCUCAAACCACAAAAAGGCGCAACAGCACCCGACUCCAAUGACCAGCACAACAAUGCAAACCGUUAUCAAGAACCCCAGCUGGUGGCGUCGCCGAACCGCGUUGGAAAAGGUUCUUACUCUUAUCAGCAUCGUUUGCGGAGUAGCCGUUGUGGCGUUGAUCAUAUCUCUGCUCACGGUGGUUUUGACGGACAGAAUUCAGAAUGAAAGUAGCCCAUCGUCCGCCCAACCUCUGACUGGGGGAAGGCGCGGAAAAGCCCUGUCAACGCAUCCGAAUGCUUACAACGAUGUUGCGGAUAAGAACUGUGACAACGUUUGUCUCACGCCGGGAUGUAUCCAAUCUGCAUCGAAGGCCUUAGAGCAAAUGGACCCGGAGGUUGAACCAUGCGAUGACUUCUAUAAUUACGCAUGUGGCAAAUUCGUGAAGGAAACAAUUAUUCCGGAUGAGAAGGUAUCCGUUAACACGUUCUCGGUGAUUGGGGAUCUGUUACAGCAGCAACUACGAUCCCUAGUUAGUGACGAGAUUAACGAUUCCGAAGCGACCCCCUUCAAACUGGCAAAGAACCUGUACAAGUUGUGUAUGAACAAAACACGCAUUGAGGAUAAGGGCAUUAAGCCGCUCCUGGACAUACUGGACACCCUGGGUGGUUGGCCUGUGCUCAAGGGGGACAGUUGGGACUUGGACUCUUCCUGGUCAUGGGUGAAAUCGGUAAAAGAUUUCCGCAAACACGGUUAUAGCACAGACUAUUUCUUCGACUUCUCCAUCGGCAGUGAUCUAAAAAAUUCCACCCGUCGCAUCAUCGAUACUGAUCAAGCAUUGCUGAGCAUCAGCCGGGAGUAUUUGGUAAAGGGAAUGGAAAAUCCGAUUGUAUCUGCAUACUACAACUAUAUGGUUGAUAUGGCCGUUCUGCUCGGAGCCGAAGAGGCACGGGCCAAACGUGAGCUACUCGAUUCACUCAAUUUUGAAAUGGCCUUAGCCAAUAUUUCACUACCGAAUGAGAAACGACGUAACGCCACGGCUCUUUACAACCCGAUGACGGUUAAGGAAUUCCAGCAGCGCUACCCAUACACCGACUGGCUGGAAUACUUCAACGCUAUCCUUAAAGACACCGGCAUUGCUAUCGACGAGAAUGAGGUGAUCAUCGUUAGUGUGCCAACCUUCAUGGAAGAAUUAGGGCCACUGCUACAGAACACGCCGAAGCGAGUUAUGGCCAACUAUGUAAUGUGGCGCAUCAGCGGAUUUUCGUCUCUCUUCCUCACCGAAAAGCUUCGCAAGCGCCAACUUCAGUACACUACAGCCCUGAGUGGUAAGCAAGAACAGGAACCGCGGUGGAAGGAGUGCGUCGAACUCACGGCUAGUAGCCUACCGAUAUCGGUCGGUGCGCUAUACAUUCGAAAGUAUUUCCGAGAGGAUUCAAAACGGGCCGCCCUGGACAUGGUAAACGAUAUCAAGGCAGUAUUUGUUGACAUUCUGAAGAAGGUUGACUGGAUGGAUGAGGUUACACGCGAGUCAGCACUUGAGAAGGUUUCGACAAUGGCCACUCACAUCGGAUAUCCAGACGAACUGAUGAGUGAUGGCAAAAUUGCCGAAUACUACAAGGAUCUUGAGUUCCAACCCGACAGCAACUAUCUCAACACCAUCCUGUACAUGAAUCAAUUUGGUACGACCAAGGCAUUCAAGAAACUUCGCCUACCAGUCAACAAGACGGAUUGGAUCACCCAUUCCAGGCCAGCCAUUGUAAACGCGUUCUAUUCCUCGAUCGAAAAUAGUAUCCAAUUCCCGGCUGGUAUACUGCAGGGCCAGUUCUUCUCGUACGAUCGUCCCAAAUACAUGAACUACGGUGCGAUCGGGUUCGUCAUCGGCCACGAGAUCACUCACGGAUUCGACGAUCAAGGUCGGCAGUUUGAUAAGAACGGCAAUCUGGUCGAUUGGUGGCAGGCGGAUACGAAGAAAGCCUACCUAGAGAAGGCGCGAUGUAUCAUCGAGCAGUACGGUAACUUCACAGAACCGAACGUAAAACUCAAUCUGAACGGAAUCAACACGCAGGGUGAAAACAUUGCCGACAAUGGUGGCAUCAAGGAAGCAUACUAUGCUUACCGCAAGUGGGCUGAAAAACAUGGACCAGAGCCGAGACUCCCGGGCCUUAACUUAAGCCCGGAGCAGCUGUUCUGGCUGUCCGCUGCACAAACCUGGUGUUCAGUAUACCGUCCGGAGACGAUGAAAAUGCGCAUAACAACGGGCGUGCACUCGCCAGGACAGUUUCGUGUUCUUGGCCCGAUGAGCAACAUGCACGAGUUUGCAAAGGACUUCAAUUGCCCUGUUGGGUCGCCCAUGAACCCGGAACAUAAGUGCGAAGUUUGGUAAUUCGUCCGAGCGAAUCUCAGGCACAAUUGUCUCUGGUGCAGCAGUAACUGAUGGGCAUGAAGGAAGAAGGACGGCGCCUUCGGUUUGGUUACUUAAUUUAUUUUCUCAACACAUCUCAAUGACUUGCAAGCUGUGGAUCGUUUUGCGAACGACACGAGAUGCUACUGUGACGGCAUCCCAAUUGUUUCGGGAUGGUAAACAUUUUAGGGGGGUAAACUGGGGACAAUACUUGUAUCGCUUUUAGAUAUAUCCCGAAAUUAGCAGUGUUACAGUUGUUACGCAAUAGGCCGUUAUUUUAAACCAUCCUUGCUCGUCACAAGAAACCCACUCGAAGAAAAACGUUACGCUGAGGCCAUGCAUUCAACUCUCUUUCUCAACAAUCGGGAGUAACUCAAUGGUACAUGAACGAAAACAAUCAGCAAUCAUUACGUACUGUUACAAAGAACUUUUGUUAACAAACGGCUCGUGGCAAAUUGUUUUCGGGAAGCGCGUCCGUGCGGCAAGAGUCGAUUCUUUUCGUCUCAUUGGUAAGACUAAGUAGCGUGUUCGCCGUAAAGAAAGAACAUCAUGCAAUGAAUUUGUGUUCUUUCAUUUUAUCAACAAAUUAAUGCUUUACGAUGCAGUGUCAUGAACUAAAAUAAACAUAUUUUGUAC
Molecule: messenger RNA, 3258 nt
Organism: Anopheles bellator
Lineage: Eukaryota; Metazoa; Arthropoda; Insecta; Diptera; Culicidae
Gene: Nep2
Product: neprilysin-2
Exons: 7
Coding region: 280-2604 (774 amino acids)
Biological process (GO): protein processing
Cellular component (GO): plasma membrane
Molecular function (GO): metalloendopeptidase activity
Source: RefSeq, a predicted model, not a curated record